AUGAGUCGUUCACCUAGAGGAUCUCAAGGAUCUGCGCUUGAUUUUACAUCACCUCCAAGGUCAGGUCAUCUCAGAACUCCUUCCCAGACUUCUCCGCUAGAGCCAGUGGAUGGAUUUGCAGUUCCUUUCAAAAAAAGCUACCGUCGCAGUAGAACUCCUUCUCAAGGUUCUCGUGCAUCGGUUGAUGGUCCAAAAAGUGACCUUGACAUUAAUCAACGUCCCAGAAGAAUGUCCUCCUUAAAGGACUUCUCUGAUCCCUUUUCCGAUGCAGAAAUAUACUAUGGUCCAUCUACAGAUCCAAGAAAGCAGAAGGUUAAUCAUACACUUAAUAGAACUAGAACUAUGAGUGUGUUUGGCAAUGCAUCCGAUUACAAAAAGGGUAGUCAGGCUAACUAUCAUUUGCAAAGACGUGGGUCAGAAGAUGACAGUUACUUGAGUAGUAAAGGUAAUCGUCGUUUCUUUAUUGAAGAUGUAGAUAAAACUUUGGAUGAUUUAUUGAAGAGUGAGGAUACUGACAGUAAUUUCCAAAUUACUAUUGAGGAUACGGGACCCAAAGUCAUCAAGAUCGGUACUGCGAACUCGAACGGUUACAAAUAUGUCAACGUCAGAGGCACUUACAUGUUGUCUAACCUUUUGCAAGAAUUGACUAUUGCUAAAAGUUUUAGAAGGCACCAAAUUAUAUUGGACGAAGCGAGAAUCAAUGAAAAUCCUGUUAGCAGAUUAGAGAGAUUGAUUGCCAAUCAAUUUUGGACCAACUUGACAAGAAGAAUUGAUUUAAACAAUAUCGGUGAAAUAGCAAAGGAUACUAAGAUUGACACACCAGGUGCACAAAAUCCAAGAAUCUACGUUCCGUACAACUGCGCUGAUCAAUAUGAGUUUUAUAUUCAGGCUUCUCAAAUGCACCCUUCCCUAAAUCUAGAAGUCGAAUAUCUUCCACAGGAUAUUACCCCAGAAUAUGUCAAAUCCAUUAAUGACACACCCGGUCUAUUGGCGCUGGCUAUGGAAGAGCACUUCGAUCCUUCCACCGGUGAGAAGACUUUGAUCGGCUACCCUUACGCUGUCCCUGGUGGUAGGUUUAAUGAGUUGUAUGGUUGGGAUUCUUACAUGAUGGCAUUAGGAUUACUCGAAAAUAAUAAGGCUGAUGUCGCUAGAGGUAUGGUCGAGCAUUUUAUUUUCGAGAUCGAACAUUAUGGGAAAAUUUUGAACGCCAACAGGAGUUAUUACCUGUGCAGAUCUCAACCUCCUUUCCUCACAGAUAUGGCAUUACAAGUGUAUAAUAAGACUGGUGGUAAGAGUAACCCUAGCGCUGUUGACCUUGUAAAGAGAGCAUUCAUAGCAGCUAUUAAGGAGUACAAGACUGUUUGGAUGGCACACCCUAGACUAGAUCCGGAAACCGGUCUCUCAUGUUAUCACCCAAAUGGUUUAGGUGUCCCACCUGAGACUGAGGCUGACCAUUUUGAUUCUAUCCUAUUGAGUUACAUGGAAAAAUAUAGCCUGACCCGGGAAGAGUUCGUUAAGAAAUAUAAUGACGGAGAGAUCAAGGAGCCGGCAUUAGACGAAUUCUUCUUACAUGAUCGUGGUGUUAGAGAAUCAGGCCAUGACACAACUUAUAGAUUUGAAGGUGUUUGCGCUUACCUUGCCACGAUCGACCUCAACUCUCUCCUAUACAAGUACGAGUUGGAUAUCGCUGAUGUCAUUGAAGAGUUUUUUGACGACGACUUCCAUGAUCCUCAUGACCUUCUCGUAACCAACUCUCAACAUUGGAGAGAUUUGGCUGAAAAGAGGAAGCAGCAAAUAAAUAAGUACAUGUGGGAUGAGAAGACCGGUUUCUUUUUUGAUUACAAUGUCAAAACGAAACAGCGAACUUCGUAUGAGUCGGCAACGACAUUUUGGGCCCUUUGGGCUGGUGUGGCCACUCAAGAGCAGGCAAGGGACAUGGUGGAAAAGGCCUUACCUCCUCUUGAAGUUCUAGGAGGUAUCGUUGCAUGCACAGAGGGAUCAAGAGGACCUAUUUCGAUUCAGAGACCAUCUAGACAGUGGGAUUACCCUUAUGGAUGGGCACCACAUCAAAUUCUUGCAUGGCAAGGCCUUUGUGAAUAUGGAUACGUAGGCGUGGCCACUAGGCUGGCUUACAGGUGGUUGUACAUCAUGACGAAGGCAUUUGUCGAUUACAACGGGAUAGUUGUAGAGAAAUACGAUGCCACAAGAGGUACCGAUCCUCAUAGAGUCGAUGCUGAAUAUGGUAACCAAGGGGCUGAUUUCAAAGGUGUUGCUAAGGAAGGUUUUGGGUGGGUUAACGCUAGUUACGUUCUGGGCUUAAAGUAUAUGAACAAUCACGCUAGAAGAGCUUUGGGGGCCUGCAUUCCACCUGUUCCCUUCUUCAAAAGUUUAAAACCAUCAGAAAGACAGCUCUAUAGUCUUUAG
Messenger RNA from Torulaspora delbrueckii, 2424 nucleotides. Its product is annotated as alpha,alpha-trehalase. Lineage: Eukaryota; Fungi; Ascomycota; Saccharomycetes; Saccharomycetales; Saccharomycetaceae. The transcript has a single exon. Gene Ontology annotation, cellular component: cytoplasm. Gene Ontology annotation, molecular function: calcium ion binding; alpha,alpha-trehalase activity. Gene Ontology annotation, biological process: trehalose catabolic process. The record is from RefSeq and is a predicted model, not a curated record. The coding region runs from base 1 to 2424 and encodes 807 amino acids.